Ricinus communis (castor bean) is the source of this 1516-nucleotide messenger RNA. RefSeq names its product peptidyl-tRNA hydrolase ICT1, mitochondrial. NCBI's taxonomy places the organism in Eukaryota, Viridiplantae, Streptophyta, Magnoliopsida, Malpighiales, Euphorbiaceae. The transcript has 7 exons. Gene Ontology annotation, biological process: translational termination. Gene Ontology annotation, molecular function: translation release factor activity. The record is from RefSeq and is a predicted model, not a curated record. The coding region runs from base 148 to 939 and encodes 263 amino acids.
AGACAAUGGACGCUUUUCUAUUCCAUUCCAAUUUUUUUCUUUGUUCUUUCAUAUUUUUUUUUCAUAAAAAAAUGAAUAUGCUGAAUAUCAAAAACUUAUUACGCGAAAUCCUAUUGUCUUAGAACGAGUUGAAGAAGCGGAAAAGAAAUGGCGGCAACUCGAACAGCAACAACAAUGAUCCUCAAAGAGAUUGUUUAUUGCAGGCUACGAUUAUCUUUCUCUUCCUUAUCAUCGUCAUCACUUCCCUCUCUCCGUCUAACUCCUACUAAUUUACAUGCUAACGCCGUUAAAUUCACCCGCCGCGAAUUAAGCUUCAGCCGUAUUCGGUGCGCUGCCUCUGACGACAAGAAGGUAUCGGCUCGUCUAUCGCAGGUUCAGCAGCUCCUGCAAGAAGCUGAAGAGCAAGCCAUCUCAGCUGGAAAUGAGCCACCACCUAAAAUCACACUCGACCAUGUUACAGUGAGUUUUGCUAGAAGUGGUGGACCCGGAGGUCAAAAUGUAAAUAAAGGUCUGUUUACUUGUUCAUCUUUGAUUGCCUUUGCAUCGCUCCAUAUCUCGAUUGCUCAGUAUGUACCAUGUUUCGUAAAUGAGACAGUGAACACCAAGGUGGAUAUGCGCUUCAAUGUUAAAGAUGCAUAUUGGCUGAGUGACAGGAUUAGAGACAGGAUUAUGCAAAUGGAAAAGAACCGGAUCAACAAGGAUGGUGAGAUCGUGAUCUCUUCAACAAAGACUAGAACGCAGAAGGGUAACAUUGAAGAUGCUUUAGCAAAACUCCAGGCAAUUAUUGAUGCUGCUUCUUAUGUCCCACCUCCUCCUUCAGAAGAGCAGAAGAAGAAAAUAGCCAAAUUGGCUGCUAUAGGAGAGCAGAAACGGCUUAAAAGUAAGAAGGUUCUUUCAGACAAGAAGGCUUUUCGAAGAAGUAGGAUCAGUUGGGACUGAACUUCUACAAUAUCAGUGUUGAAACAAUUUAUAUUGACAAAUGAGGAGUAGAUAUGAGGGUUUUUAUUUGUGACGGAAAAGUAGGGCUUGGAAAUUGUUUUUAUUGGACCGUUGACAUUAGACCGCGCAAAUCCAACGUGUUGGUGGAUUGAGAUUAAAAUGGGAUGAGUAUUAGAAUAUUAAGUAUUUUGUGCACCAACCUGAUUGUAGAAUCUUUCUACAUGUGAGUUGCUUAGAGCUAGGUUUCUACCACGAACUUACAAUUAUGGUGCCAACCCAGAUGUCACAUUGCAAUUGUUUUAAUUUUAUUUUCUUAACACCUCGUAUGUUAACUCGUGCUGUGAUACUCACCAGAUAAAGAUCCACCUUUUAUCUACACCACUACACGUAAUACGAAAUCAAGAAAUUUCGUUGGCCAAGCUGCUUCUUAGUGGUUAUUGCACUUACCCUUGUUGUUUUUCUUUGAAAAACCUUAAAUAGUUUCCUUGCACACAAACUAAUAGCUUGACGUCCUUGUGGGACGACUUUGCCAUGAAAUAUGAUGUUUGAAUCCAACUAUAUGAGGUGAGUGAAUGGA